Tetranychus urticae (two-spotted spider mite) is the source of this 1717-nucleotide messenger RNA. NCBI's taxonomy places the organism in Eukaryota, Metazoa, Arthropoda, Arachnida, Trombidiformes, Tetranychidae. The record is from RefSeq and is a predicted model, not a curated record.
UUUUGCUUCUUUGCAUCAUAGUCUAUAAGAUAAUGCUACCCUUUUUACCGGCUUCAAUGUGCUUCAAGAGUUUGCAUUUUCACCUUUCAAUAUUUGGUCAAUGAUAAAGUUAGACGUGAAUAUGUUCGGGUUGUGUCUCGAUGUCAUUGGUUAUCCUGGUUAUGCUGUCAACUGUGACGGAAUUUGGUGCUCAAUUUGACGGAGAAAAGGUUGCCUCUUCAAGUCCAGCAGAAAAACCAACUUUCUUUCAUCCCUCAGAAUCUUCACCUCACCAGUCUUCAUCCCUUAUCCAAGGUACUUUGGGCACUUGUUCCACCAAGCCUUCAUCUUCUGGUUCUUCGGCUGGUGGCAGUAUAAUGCCUCAAGGAAUACCAAUAUCUUGUCCCUAUCCAGAUACGUCAUGUUAUCCUGAAUCAGAAAAACCAAUGAUUGGUCCUGAAUCAGCUCAAUUGCUAUCCUCGGGACGCAAAUCAACUGGUGUAUCAGGAUCGGGUUAUGAAGAGAUGAGUCGUCUUUAUGACCAUUCAAUGGAUACCGAUUUAGAAAUGGAAACUCGUGCAUUGAUGGAAGGAUUAUCACACUCGGAUGCCACAACGGGACCGAUGAGACCAAUUAUCAUGAGAAGUGACGUUUCUCUGACUCGUAUUCCGUGUGAACAUUUGUAUGAAUGUAUACCAGAUGAUUCCAACUAUCACCAUGUUCAUGGGAACAAUUUUUUACACUCAAGUGCUUUAACAGGCUCACCGAGUCAAUUUCAGGGUUCCACUUAUUCACAAAACUCUUACCAUCAAUAUCACCAGCCAUUAUCAUCUUCUCAUCAUAAUCAUCAUUCAACUUUAAACUCUUAAACAACCCAUCCAAAUCAUCAUCACUCAUCACAUUAUUCAUCUCAUCCCCAUCAUCAUCAUUCCCUUGCACCAUCAGAAUAUCAAAAGCUCCACCUAUUCAUCAACAAUAAACCUCAGUCUGCAGACAAACGAUCACUGCUUCGUGAUCAGUACAAGUACAAUAAUUUAAGUCCACCUUCAUCAUCAUCUUUCUCUUCAUCAUCAUCUUCAUCAACUUGCAAUCUUCCAACCACUCGACUUAAUAUUCCAGUUUCACCUCGAUCGCCUCAAAGAUCUCUAGGUUCUUCAUCUUCACACAAGCCAAGUAAAUCCAACAAAUCUAAAACUGUGUUUGCCAAAUUAAAAGGAAAUCAAAUUGUUAGCACAACUGGAGCAGUUAAUGGUGACCAUUGUUGACCGCUCAAUCAAUCAAUUUUCCAGUAAACUCAAAAUUUAAAUGAAUGUACAUUUAAUUUAAAAUUUUUCUCUUUAAACCAAAACAAUUUUCCAAAUCAAGCUCGCUGGUCUUUUCGUUAAGCUCUUCAAUGGAUGAUAAUUCACAUUCUCAAUUGAAAUGUUUUUUACACUCGGACCAGGCAAGACGACUUUCAACACCGAUCAAUUGCGAUAAAAACGUUUCUGUCAAAAUGGCUCAACAAUUUUCUACAAAAAAAUUAUUAAUGUAAUUUUAAAUUAAUUGAUAAUUUAAAAAUAUCCAAAUCUACUUCUUUUUGUCAUCUAAUUUUGUAAAAUAUAUAAAAAUGAAAUUUGUUAACAUAAAAGUCAAUCCAAAUAACAAGCUAAUUGUAAUGAAAAGCUCUGGUUUCACGAACUUUUUCACACAAAAGGUUUCAUAAAAUGCAUAACUCUUCUAGAAGAGACUCAUCAAA